Messenger RNA from Oikopleura dioica, 1473 nucleotides. Lineage: Eukaryota; Metazoa; Chordata; Appendicularia; Copelata; Oikopleuridae. The record is from the annotation of a GenBank genome assembly.
AUGAAAAAUUCCUUCGAUUUCGCAGGUGGACGCAAAAUUGCCCCUGUUACUCCAACAAAUCAAGUCACUAAAAUGGACGAAUCCUCUUCUGAGUCUUCGGACGAAGAGCCGCCUCGCAAACCAUCCCGAGAAGUCAGGAGGACAGUGCUAGUAUCGAAGUCGCCCACCCCUCCCCCACCAAAAGAGCCGACGCCUAGUCCUAAGUCGCCAACGCCCGCACCCGUUGAGAAAACGCCACCUCCACCGCCAAUAAAGUCACCAACACCGCCUCUGAUUGUUGAAUCAAGAGCUCAAACUUCUCAAACUCGUGUAAUCACUCCAGUAGACUUUGAUUCCGAUCCUGAGCCUCUGCCUGAGCCAAAUGAAGAACGCCCACCUGUAGCUCCACCAGCGCCCCCAGCUCUUUCGGCUUUCAAGCCGGCCCCAGAAGUUAGAGAGUCGGAAGUUAUGGGUGUUCCAAAAUCUAAGGACGUUCCUUCGAUUUCGUAUAUUGCAGCUCAAGCAGCUGAAGCGGCAAAUAAACGAAGUUUGAAGAAAGCCGAUGGCGAAAUCGAUACUUCUACUGGCAAUUAUGGCUUAGAUUUCGCUCGCAAUGAAAAGAAAUUUGGAACUGUGAAAAGAUUCAAGAUUCCGAACCACCGAAAACCAAAAAUCGACAUUUUUGGAGAACCCGCGAAGCCUCAACCAGAACAUAAUCCGCCUCAGACGGUUCAUCAAGCACAAGGAAUGAAUCAAAGAGGGACUCAAGGAAAGUCUUACGCCUAUCAUUCCUCUGGAUCCCAGUUCCAAGGGAUGCCUCUCCACUCAUCGAAUCAGCAAAGCGUUCCCCCGCGAAGUCAUAAUCGAGCUCCGUCAGCACAGGCAAGCCCCACCCACCGAGAGAGUAAUAUUCCGAUGCCACCUCUUACCCCGCCACUAGAAGAUGCAGAGAACUUUAAUCGAGAAAUAAAUGACCAAAAUCCCCCUUCUCAAAUGGCUCCUUCUGUCGUUGGACAAGCUAUUCCUCCGCAAUCAUAUCCACAGAGAGGCUACUACGAUGAUAGUACCGCUCACCGGCGCUCUGUGCAGCAGCCAAUCCACCAGCCAGCUCCCAUACCAGAACAUCCAGGGCAUUUCCGAAAUCACAUUCCUCAAUACGCUCAGCCACCCAUCAACGAGCAAAUGGCACCACCGCCUCAGAAUUAUUAUCCUGCUGCUUCAUACGCUCCUCAAGAUCAUACUUUUACAGUUCCACAGCAGCAGUAUAACCGACCUUAUGAAUAUCAUCAGCCAGCUCCUCUAAUGCAUACUGCAAAUGUCUUACCAAGCCAGACUGUCGGCUACGCUCCAUCUGUUGUGGAUCAGCGUUCAGUCUCGCAAGCUCCACCGCAUCAAACGAAUGAUAAAGUUAUUCAAUAUGUUAUUCAACUUCCCCGCAUCCAUGAUCAAUCCGUGCAUGCUGCUGGACCAGCUCCCCAAAUCAUCAUCAAAUAA